Molecule: messenger RNA, 1032 nt
Organism: Mucor velutinosus
Lineage: Eukaryota; Fungi; Mucoromycota; Mucoromycetes; Mucorales; Mucoraceae
Exons: 5
Coding region: 1-1032 (343 amino acids)
Biological process (GO): protein phosphorylation; positive regulation of transcription by RNA polymerase II
Cellular component (GO): transcription factor TFIIK complex; cytoplasm; transcription factor TFIIH holo complex
Molecular function (GO): RNA polymerase II CTD heptapeptide repeat kinase activity; cyclin-dependent protein serine/threonine kinase activity; ATP binding
Source: RefSeq, a predicted model, not a curated record
AUGGAUUCAGACGACGCCGAAGAAGUCAACAUCAACACCGAAAACAAGUACGUCAAAGAUGCCAAAGUAGGUGAAGGUACCUAUGCCGUGGUCUACAGUGGUACCUCUGUACAAACUGGACGCAAGGUCGCCAUCAAAAAGAUCAAAAUGGGCCAAUUCAAGGAUGGACUGGAUCUCACAGCGAUAAGAGAAGUAAAAUACCUUCAAGAACUACGCCAUCCUAAUGUAAUUGAGCUGAUAGAUGUCUUUUCACACAAAACCAACUUGAAUCUAGUAUUGGAGUACCUGGAUUCAGAUCUAGAACAAGUGAUCAAAGACAAGAGCAUUUUAUUUAUGCCAGCAGACAUCAAAUCCUGGAUGCUGAUGAUGUUGAGAGGGUUAGAUCAUUGCCAUAGACACUUUGUAUUACACAGGGAUAUGAAGCCCAACAAUUUAUUGCUUACCAGUGGAGGUGUGCUCAAGAUUGCAGAUUUUGGUUUAGCAAGAGAUUGGGGAGAUCCAGGAAAGCAAAUGACAUCUCAAGUAGUUACUAGAUGGUAUCGAUCCCCUGAAUUACUAUUUGGAGCAAAAGAGUACUCAUAUGCAGUGGACAUUUGGGCUGUUGGAUGUAUAUUUGCAGAACUCAUGUUGAGAACACCUUACGUAGCAGGCGACACAGACAUAGAUCAACUCACCAAAAUAUUUCAUGCAUUGGGUACGCCGAGUGAUGCUGACUGGCCGGGUAUGAGCUCUUUACCAGAUUAUAUUCAAUUCAAAUCAUUUCCCAAAGUACCACUGCGACAAUAUUUCACUGCUGCAGGCACAGAUGCACUCAGUUUACUGGAGCAAAUGUUGGUGUUUGAUCCCAACAAGCGAUGGACAGCGGAGGAAUGCCUUAGCCAUUCCUACUUUAGAAACACACCAUUGGCUACUGAACCGUCAAAGCUACCACAGCCCAAGAGAGCAGAAGUAGAGAUAUCCUCAUCGUUGAAACGCAAAGCGACAGAUCAUUUGGAUAGAAAGGUACCAAGAAAGCUGAACUUUGCUGUCUGA